AUGAGGGGUGGAGGUUUUUAUAAAGGCACGAGUACUGAACAAACACCUUAUUUUGGUGAUAAGGAAAAAAAAUUGAUAGAAAAAAUAGUAUGGCCAGAAAUAUAUAAUAAGAAAAUAGAUGUAAAUAAAAUUAAAUUCCCAUUAAUAGAAACAUGGAUAAAUAAAAGGUUGAUUGAAAUUUUAGGUUUUGAGGAUGACAUAUUAUAUGAGUAUUGUAUAUCACAAUUGAAGCAAAGUAAAGAGAAAAAAGAUGGUGAAGAAGAUAAAUAUCUGAAUGCAAAAAAACUAAAAAUAAAUUUAACUGGUUUCAUAGGUAAUAAGAAAAGUGAUAUAUUUAUUGAGGAAUUAUUAGAACUCUUAAUAAAUGAAGAAAAAAAGGAAGAACAUAUUGCCGAUACCUUGAAUGAAAAUAAAACAAAUGAUAUAAAAAAAGUGAAAAAUGAAAAUGAAAACAUAAAUGAGAAUGUGUAUAAUGAAAAUAAAGAUAUCAGUAAUAAGGACAAAGAACAUGUCAGCCAUCAGAAUGAACACAAUAUUAAUAAUGUAAAUCUUAAAAAAGAGAAAGAAUAUACAGAUAUACAACGUGAUAAAAGAAAACAUAAAAGAUCUUUAUCACAAAAAAGUGAUUCUUAUAAAAAGAGACCAUUUAAUAAAAGAAAGACUUCUAUCGAAAGGUCUUUAUCAAAUAAAAGAUACGAUGAAAAAACUAACAAACGUUUUAAUAAAAAUUUCAGAACAGACAUAUAUAAUAGAAAACAUUCUAAAGAUAUUGGAUAUAAACAUAAUAAUUCAUAUAGCUCAAGUGAUGAUAAAUAUCAUAAUGGUCGUUCAUUAUCCAGUAGUGAUAUAUCAUAUCAACAUCGAAGAAAAGUAAAAAAAAAAAAAAUAAAUAAAAGACACGAUGAUUCGUCAUCUGAAAUAAGUAGUCAUACUUAUGCUAGUAGGUAUGAUAAAGAGAGGAAAAGAUUUAGAAAAAGAGACAUAAAUUUAGAGAGACAUAAAGAAAGAGGAUAUAUAAAUAGAGAUAAAGAAGGAAAACAUAUAAGGAGGGAUAAAGAAGGAAAACAUAUAAGGAGGGAUAAAGAAGAAAAACAUAUAAGGAGGGAUAAAGAAGGAAAACAUAUAAGGGGGGAACAAGAAAGAAGACAUCAAAUUAGGAAUAAGGAAAAGUAUAGAGAUAGGAAUGAUCAUAAGAAACCAUAUUAUGAUGAAAACAAAUCUGACCGUUCAAGAAAUAGUAGUGAUAAUAAUGAGAAAAUGAGAAAAAAAGGAAAAAAUAAAAAACACAUGAAACGUUAUACGUCAUCGAAAUCGGUUAGUAAAAGUAGCAACACGUCAAUUAAUAGAUCAAGUGAUAGGUCAAGAGACAGAUCAAGUGAUAGGUCAAGUGACAAAUCAAGUGAUAGGUCAAGAGACAGAUCAAGUGAUAGAUCAAGUGAUAGAUCAAGUGACAGAUCAAGUAACAGAUCAAGUAAUCGAUCAAGUGAUCGAUCAAGUGACAGAUCAAUUAAUAGGUCAAGUGAUAAAUCAAUUAAUAGAUCGAGUGAUAGAUCAAGUAGUAGAUCAAAUAAUCCAAGUGAUUCGUUUAAUAAUAAAUCUGAAUCUUCAGAAAAAAUUAAGCGAGAUAAAAGAGAAAAAAUAAUAAAUUCUGAUAGAAAUAAAAGAAACAGUUCUAUAACGGUGUCUAGAGAUAUAAAAAGAAAAGAAAUAGAUAAUAUAAUGCGAAAAAAAAGUUACAGAACUUCAAAAAAAAAAAUGAGGGCAUGGUCAUCGUCAGAAAGUAGCGACUCUGGAGAAAAGUAA
This is a messenger RNA of Plasmodium falciparum 3D7, 1803 nucleotides long. RefSeq names its product PWI domain-containing protein. Gene Ontology annotation, biological process: mRNA processing. Gene Ontology annotation, cellular component: nucleus. The record is from RefSeq and is a predicted model, not a curated record. NCBI's taxonomy places the organism in Eukaryota, Apicomplexa, Aconoidasida, Haemosporida, Plasmodiidae.